AAAGGGCGGAACCCAAACAGCCACGUAGUAGAAGAAGCUCCCGAGAAGUUCUCUGUGAAUGCUGGCUCACUUUUCAUCUGAUCCUAGCUCAGAAGAUGGACUUGUGAGACAGUCAUUUCGUAAGGGCACCAGCAUUACAGUGGUAUUUCCCAAUUAAAAUGGAUUCUAACCAGUGUGAGAUGGCAUAGUUGGAGGUCGGGGCAUACCCAGAAGAUAAAGUCAUAAAGCCCAAAGAAGCUGAAGCCCUUACUGGACAAAACGAAAUGGAACAACAGUCAGACAGUUCACAACACAAAGAGGAUAUUUGUAAUGGUCCUGUCAAUUCAGAUUUGAUGUCAAAUGGAGAAAGCAUAACGGAGAGUGUGGGUGCUGCUAGGGACGGAUCCCUGCCUGCUCCAACACCUCCCCAGAGCACCAGCUCCUCUGUCGACCCACAGACCCAAGAGCCCUCCCCAGGUGUGGCCGCUUUACCACCCGCGAUGCUAGAGAGGUCUGAGAGAGCUAGUGCUGAUGUUCUCAAGGGGGAUGCUUUGCAGUCUCUCAGACUCAGUAUUCCUAUGCAGGAGACUGAAUUGUCCAACCAGAAGCCUUCCCUAGAGAUGGAGAAUGAGGAGAAGAUUCGCCUGGAGGCUCGCCGCCGUCUGGAGGAGCAGCUAAAACAGUACAGAGUGCAGAGACAUAAGGAAAGGUCUCAUCGUACAAAGAACAGACCGUUCAGUACCCUGGAUCCAGAGCUCAUGCUGCAUCCUGAGGCUCUGCCACGGGCCAGUACUGUUGCCAUGACCAAGGAGUAUUCCUUCUUGAGGACCAAUGUGCCCCGUGGACCCAAACUGGGUAGUUUGGGAAUUCCCCCUUCCAAAGAGAGGAAUUCCACUUCGAAUCGCCCCAGGAAGGUCCAUUCCUUGGCUGACUUAAAAUCUUCUGAGAAUGAUGGUGAUGGAGGGGGAGGAGGCAGCGUAAGGUCAUUAGACAGCACAGUGGGCUCUCGGCAAUCCACCAUCAGUUCGGUUUCCACUGUUUCUGAGAUCAGUGUCAAGUCGGAGCUCAGUACCACUCAAACAGAAGGGGAACCUGGAUCGUUCUUCCAGAUAGGGGAUAACGUUUCAGAAAGCAGUGAAUCGGGUACAAGGCUGUUGAACGAUGGGAAUGACAGUGACAGUUCGUCUUAUAGCAGUGUGUCGGCCAGGGGGACCUAUGGUAUGCUCGCUGGCGCAGUGGACAGACAGCAGGGACCUUACACAGUGGAAGGCCGGGAGAUUGCCCCUGAAGCCAUGGGUCAGUUCCCAUCUCUGCAGCAGGUGCUUCAGGAAGCAAGGGAAGAGCAACACUUUCUGGAGCUGGACCAGGAGAGAGAAGGAACAGCAGAAUCUCGCAGCCGCAGAGACAGUUUCUCAAGCAGUGUUUCUUUGGAGAGUUCUGUGAUGGGUCAGGAUGAAAUGCUCCAAGUAUUGAAAGACAAAAUGAGACUCGAAGGGCAGCUGGAGUCCUUGUCUACUGAGGCCAAUCAGGCUCUCAAGGAGAAGACAGAGCUCCAGGCCCAGCUUGCUACAGUGAAUGCUCAGCUGCAGGCUCAGAUGGAGGAGGCUCAUGUCAGCCAUGAGAAGCAGAGUGCUCUUACGUCAGAGGUUGGCACGCUACGCCAAAACUGCAUCCAGCUGGAAAAGGCAAUGGUAGAACUUCAGGGAAGUUUGGAAAGCAAGAAUGCCAGUCUGGCUUCUCUAAGCAAUGACCUGAAGGUGGCCGAAGACCAAUACAACAGGCUGAUGGGGAAAGUGGAGGAGAUGCAAAAGGCUGUAACCUUGAGGGACAAUACAGUCCAGGACUUGCGUCAGCAGAUGGGCGGCCUUCAGAGUCAGCUUCAACAGGUUCAGUUGGAGCGUAGCACCCUACAAAGUCGACUGAAGACCUCCCAGGCUGAAAUUGACUCCCUGCAGCAAGUCCGACAGUGGUACCAGCAGCAGCUCGCAAUGGCCCAGGAGGCACGAGUACGAUUGCAAGGCCAAAUGGCUAACAUGCAGGCUGGACAGAUGACUCAGAUUGGUGUCUUGGAACAUCUGAAGCUGGAAAAUGUGACGCUGUCCCACCAACUCACAGAGACCCAGCACCGCUCCAUCAAAGAAAAAGAGCGUAUUGCUGUUCAGCUGCAGAUCAUUGAGGCUGACAUGCUUACUCAGGAAGCUGUGUACAAGCAGAUAAAAGAUGCCAAGACCAUGGUGGAAGAUGACCUACAACAUAAACUGGAUGAGUUUGAGCAGGAUCGAGAGCACCUAUUGAAACUGGCCAACACAGCCAGUACUUUGGAAAGGGAACUGGAACAGGUGAAGCUGACCCUUUCUCAGAAGGAUGUGCAGCUGCAGUCACUUCAGAAAGAACAUCUGGAGUUGAUGCAGCAGCUGACUACAACUCAGGAGAACGUGCACACCAAAGAGCAAUCCAUCAAUCAGUUAGAGGCCCACUACCUGGAGCUGGAGGCCCAGUUGACUGAGCUGCAGAAUGAGAGCAGUGCCAAGGACGACAACAUCCAGUAUCUACAGAACGAAAAGAUUGUCUUGGAAGUGGCAUUACAGGCAGCUCGGGCCGACAAGGGCCAACUUGAUGAGGGAGUUGAACAGCUCGGGGAGGGUGUGCUGGUUGCUGCAGAUAUCUUGGAUCAGCUAAGACAGGAAGUCCAGGUCAAAGCCACUCAGAUUGACACACUUCAACAAGAAAACAGUUCCAUUCAGAAACAAGUUCAGAAGUUAAAGGAACAGUUCCUGCAACAAAAGGUAAUGGUAGAAGCCUACCGCCGGGAUGCCGGCUCCAAAGACCAGCUCAUCAGUGAGCUUAAGUCCACCAAAAAGCGUUUGCUUGUGGAGGUGAAAGAUCUGAAACAGGAGCUGCUGGGAGUCCAGGGGGAGAAACAGAAGGCCGAGCAGCAGCAGGGCCGGCUCCAGAAGGAGGUGCUAAGGGUGCAAGAGCAGAUGAGCAGCCUGGAGACCCAUCUUCAGGCCAUUCAGAAAGAAAGGGAUCAGUUAGAAACCCAAAUCCAGUCUAUGCAGUUCGACAGGAGCCAGCUCACAGCUGUGACUGAGGAGAACGAGGGCCUGAGGAAGCAGGUGGAGCAGAUGGAAGGAGAAGCCAAGAAGGCUAUCACAGAGCAGAAGGUGCGGAUGAAGCGGUUGGGAACCGAUCUGACCAGUGCACAGAAGGAGAUGAAGGCCAAACACAAGGCUUACGAAAAUGCCGUGGGGAUCUUAAGCCGGCGACUCCAAGAAGCUUUGACUGACAAGGAGGCUGCUGAGGCUGAGCUCCUCAAAUUGAAAGCAAAGGUGUCAGAUGGGGGAAACAGUCAGGCUUUACAGGAGAAGAUCGAGGCCCUACAGACUGAGUUGCAGGCUGUAAGCAACAGCAAGAUCAUGCUUGAGAAGGAGCUGCAGGAGGUGAUCACGCUUACCUCCACAGAGCUGGAGGAAUACCAAGAGAAAGUCCUGGAACUGGAGGAUGAGCUUCAAGAGUCACGAUGCUUCAAGAAGCGGAUCCGGAAAUUAGAAGAUGCCAACAAGAAGCUCACACUGGAACUGGAACACGAAAAAGGGAAGUUGGCUGGAUUGUCACAGUCCCACAAUUCACUGCGGGAGCAUGCCAACAUUUUGGAGUCUGCGUUAGCGAAGAGAGAGGCAGAUCUUGUCCAACUCAACUUGCAGGUUCAAGCUGUUUUGAAGAGAAAGGAGGAGGAAGACCAGCAGAUGAAACAGGUUGUGCAAACUCUACAGCUUGCCUUGGAAAAAGAGAAGACUAAAGUCAAAGAUCUGAAAGAUCAGGUGGCAGCAGCAAAAGCAGAAGCAGCCCAUAACAGGCGGCACUACAGGGCGGCUAUGCUGGAGCUGUCAGAGAUCAAGAAGGACCUGCAGUCCAAAGAGGAACUGGUCAAAGUUCUGCAGGAAGAAGCCCUUAAACUACAGAUGCAAGAUGAGCAACACUCUCAGGAAGUGUCCAGGUUCCAAGAAGACCUGGCUGAGGCUCAGUCCCAGCUCCAGAUCCUUCAGAAGCAACUGGAUGAGGAACUCGCAAAGCAGCCUCUCACUAACCAGGAGGUGGAGGACCUGAAGUGGGAGGUUCAGCAGAGGCAGAGGGAGAUUGAGGCUCAAAAGCAGCAGCUGGAGAUGAUGGAGCAGUGCCACCACACUGAGCUGGAUAACCUACAGACUGCUCUGCAGAGCAUCAAGGUGGAGCUGGAGUCUGUGCAGGAGGAGCUGAGCAGCACCAGAAAGGACAAGUUCAUGCUGCAGGCCAAAGUAGGUGAGCUGAGGAACAGCAUGAAGACAGUCCUGCUGCAGAACCAGCAGCUGAAACAAGACCUGAAACAGACCCGUCUAACAAAGCAACGCAUAGAGUUGAAAGGAGAUGGGAACCCAUCCAACCCAGUGACACCAGUCAAGAUCCCAGACUGCCCAGUGCCUGCUACCCUGCUGGAUGAGUUGCUAAAACCAUCAGCUUCUGUUAAUAAAGAGCCUCUCAACAAUCUGCACAACUGUCUAAGGCAGCUCAAGGAAGAGAUGGACAGUCUCCAAAGGCAGAUGGAAGAACACACAGUGACAGUACAUGAGUCAAUAAACACAUGGACAAACACGGAGGAGGGACUGGUCCUUCAAAACAACAUCUCUAAGUCAUCAAUGCCAUUAAACAAUACAACGGUGGAAAGUAAUCAGCCGGAGGUGGUGCCACUUUUCUCAGGCCACUGAAGGGAGAGUGGAGUUUUAUCCACAAAAACCACUUUUAUUCUCACAGGUUUGCUGUUCCCCUUUUCUUUUCUUCACAAUUGCUGCCAACAUUUGGCAUGGUCCCAUCAGCGCAGAAGUGCUUUUGCAGAGUAAUAAUUUACAUACCAUGGCUUUACACUUUCCCCUUACUCUGUGACGGUUGUUUAUAAUUUUUCUAUGCUGUUGUCAUGCUUAUUUAUUUUGUCAAACAAAACUUGUUUUCCAGCCUCUUUAAGAGGAGUUCUCGCGUUCACUUUUGUUAUAACUGCAGGAUGGUCCAAUUGUUUAAAAUUUUCUGUUUGGCCAAUUUUCCCUUCUUCAGGCAGGUUUAUCCACUACAAUGUGAACAAGUCAUUAUAUUUGCAAUAUUACAUCAAUGGCUUUGUUGCUGCGUAACAUGUUGCCAACAUUUUUUUAAUAUGUUUUGGUUACAGAGCCGCCACAUGGUUAACUGUUCUUCCAUAUCCAUUGUGCCAGUGGAAGAGUGAAGUCACUCAUUUAUGGUUUUAAUGACAUCACACAUCCAAAUGGUAUAGUGUUUUGUUUUAAUAACUACUUGUUAAAAAUAAUGCAGUGUUUUGUAAGGAUACUGUAACUAUGUCCCAUUUGGUUAUUAACUGAAAAUAUUAAUCUCAGCUAUGACAGGGUGUUUAUGUUUGACAUGGACUGCAGAAAUCUGUAUGCAAAAAAAGAAGCCUUAAGCAAUCUUUAAUAUGCUGUUAAUGGUGGUUUUAAUGAAUGUAUUUCUGCUGAGGGAGUGUGCAAGAUUUAAAGAUAUUAUUUCAGUGCAAAUUUAUACUGAAGAGUGGCUUGUGGGUCACAUCAACUGACAUUGCACAGUAAAGAUGAUCAGAGAUUAUAGAACUGACUUUGACACAGUGCGGAAAGAUGAAGCAAAAGUGUUACUAAUAUCAGUGUCUAUACUUUGUUUUUGUUGUUACACUUGGUACUUGUGACUGGCCUUCCAUCAAGUGAUAAAACUUUUUAUGCUUGAUUCACGGUUAAGGGGAAAAACGAAAUUGUUUCCAGAAUUUAAUAUAUUGCUUUUGUAUGGUUGUAAGUUCAUUGUAAUUGUUUAAUGGUGUCGAAGAUUAAAUGCAGG
Thalassophryne amazonica is the source of this 5841-nucleotide messenger RNA. It is a transcript of the gene golga3, whose product is annotated as golgin A3. Bases 264 to 4721 code for a protein of 1485 amino acids. The transcript is spliced from 24 exons. The record is from RefSeq and is a predicted model, not a curated record. Lineage: Eukaryota; Metazoa; Chordata; Actinopteri; Batrachoidiformes; Batrachoididae.